CUAGCUAUUAAUGUCCCUGCUCUAUUUCUUUUAUCUCACCUUUGGGAAGUGGUGCUACAUUGCCAAGCGCAACCUCGACACGGCCAUCUCUCUCUACCGAAAGACAUACCCAGGAGGUGAAUCAGACACCUUCUCCAUCGUCUGGACCCCGUACUACCUCAACUAUAACCCGCAUCCCUACAGCGUCGAAAAAGACACCCUGGUCCAUGUCCGGAGGUGGAUGCGUGGCUGGACUCGGAUGAAGGGGCCGACGUUGUAGACCGACAAG
Messenger RNA from Daldinia loculata, 268 nucleotides. RefSeq lists its product as uncharacterized. Bases 11 to 259 code for a protein of 82 amino acids. The transcript has a single exon. The record is from RefSeq and is a predicted model, not a curated record. Lineage: Eukaryota; Fungi; Ascomycota; Sordariomycetes; Xylariales; Hypoxylaceae.